GACGCAGGAGCGAAAUUCGGUGGUCCGGUCUUGUAUAGGCAUGUAAAGAUAAGGAAAUAUUGAUAGAGUCUAGGGAAGCAAAGGAAAGGAGCCCGGGCAAGGAAGUAGUCGGGGUCAAAGGGUGUGUUGGCACGUGAUAGCAGGCUCCAUUGAGUUUCGAAGGCCAGAGUACAAAUCGAACUGCUGGGGUGCACGAAUUGCCCCAUCCCCGGAUGAUCCUACGGACCACAUAUAUACCCCGCCCAUUCUCGUAUCUUCGUCUCUCACGACGUCCUCUUUGCCGCCGUUCCCUCACAUCCUUUUACUGCUCUCCUGCAUCCAUGUCAAAACAACAGCCAGAACAGGGAUCCAAGGUGCUUGUGCUCGGUGCCGGUAACUUUGGGAGUUGCUUAGCAGACCAUCUUGGGGACUCGGACCAUCAAGUGUUUUUGUGGGCUCGCGAAGCGCAUGUCGUAAAGCACUUUAACGAGCAUCAUUACAACCUGGAAUACCUCAAGGACCACAAGUUUUCCGAUAAUAUCACCGCCGUCGGGCCUGGGUUUCCUGCUAAGGGGCUGAUCAACAAGAUGGAUGUUCUGUUGUUUGCUAUUCCGACCCAGUUUCUCAGGGAAAAUUUAUCUCGACUUCGCCCUCACCUUGACCCCAGCAACUUUCCUCUUUUGAUCUUUGUCAACAAGGGUAUCGAAGUUGGAACACACGCUUUAACACUGGAAAUUAUAGCAGAUACCUGUGGUCCAGAAUUCGCGAAAGCGGCGACAUUCAUUUCAGGACCGUCGUUCGCGAAAGAAAUCGUCCAACGGCAACCAACAUCUGUUUCAGUCGCAUCUUUUACUGAAGCAGAGGCCGACAAAGCUGCUAAUUUAUUCCAUCAGCCGCACUUCCGUUGCUACACGGGCAGUGAUCCAAUAGGUAUCGAGCUCUCCGGCGCGCUGAAGAACGUCUAUGCCAUCGCUGCCGGCGCAUCCGAUGGCUUGGGGUACGAAAACAAUACACGGGCUAUGAUGAUAACUCGGGGUUUAGCGGAAAUGACCUGUAUUGGCACCGCGUAUGGGGCGUCGCCAUUGACAUUCCUGGGCCUAGCUGGCGUUGGGGACCUGUUUUUGACUUGCAGUUCCUCUAACAGUCGUAACUACACGGUGGGAUACCGGCUUGGAAAGGGCGAGUGCCUAGAUACGAUUAUCAAUACACUUGGAAGUGUGGCCGAAGGUGUGUCAACAACCAAAGGUGUCAAGAAUGUGAUAGAUUCACUGGGAGUUCAUGCCCCCAUUGCGAAUUCCAUGUAUGAAGUUUUGUACGAGCGGAAGGAUAUACGGACUGCAGUGCGAGAACUGAUGGAGCUUCCACCUUCCCGAGAACUAGAAUUGCCUCCGACUGCCGGUGGACCUGCCCGCCAACUGGUGGAGAAAUUGGGGUUAUAUACCAAGGAGUAGAGAAAGUCCUGGUAACAAAGCGACCACGGAUCAUUCAGUAGAGCAGCUGACGCAUAUCGAUUUUUUUAUCGGUGAGAUCAAGCGGGAUCAUGCCAUCGGAGGGCGCAGGAGAUUGAUAUUUUUACAAUAGUUUGUAUGGCUUAAUGACAUAUCAUAUUAUUACACACGUCGACAGCCACCGGCGAGUUGUAUUUGCG
Messenger RNA from Guyanagaster necrorhizus, 1627 nucleotides. Its product is annotated as glycerol-3-phosphate dehydrogenase. The transcript is spliced from 8 exons. Bases 321 to 1430 code for a protein of 369 amino acids. The record is from RefSeq and is a predicted model, not a curated record. Gene Ontology annotation, biological process: carbohydrate metabolic process; glycerol-3-phosphate catabolic process. Lineage: Eukaryota; Fungi; Basidiomycota; Agaricomycetes; Agaricales; Physalacriaceae. Gene Ontology annotation, molecular function: glycerol-3-phosphate dehydrogenase [NAD(P)+] activity; NAD binding. Gene Ontology annotation, cellular component: cytosol.